Leptosia nina is the source of this 1500-nucleotide messenger RNA. The record is from the annotation of a GenBank genome assembly. NCBI's taxonomy places the organism in Eukaryota, Metazoa, Arthropoda, Insecta, Lepidoptera, Pieridae.
AUGGCUCUUUAUUGUGCAAUAUCAAAUGAAGUGCCCGAAGUCCCCGUGGUAUCGCCGUCAUCCGGGUCGGUUUUUGAAAAGCGCAUAAUAGAGAAAUAUAUUAUAGAAAAUGGGGUUGACCCUAUCAGUGGCAAGGAGUUAAGGCUAGAGGAUCUUAUAGAAAUAAAGACCCCUCCUAUAGUAAAACCAAAACCUCCCAGUGCCACAUCCAUUCCAGCUACUCUAAAGAGUAUGCAGGACGAAUGGGAUGCUCUGAUGCUUCAUACAUUUACACAAAGACAACAGCUGCAAACUGCUAGACAGGAACUCAGUCAUGCUUUAUAUCAGCAUGAUGCAGCAUGUCGUGUUAUUGCAAGGCUUACAAAAGAAGUGACUGCUGCAAGAGAGGCGCUUGCAACUCUCAAACCACAAGCUGGCAUAGUUGCUCCACAGCCCACUCAUGCGGCAGAAGUUGCAGCUGGGCCAGGAGGUGCAGUACCAAUUGGCAUGUCCUCAGAAGUGGUAUCCCGGCUACAGGAGCGUGCAACUGCUCUCACACAGGAGAGAAAGCGACGGGGACGUACUGUGCCUGAGGGGCUUGUUACUCCUGAACAGAUCCGCUCAUUUCUUACACUUGCAUCACAUCCUGGUUUGCACUCUGCCAGCGUACCAGGUAUACUGGCUCUGGAUAUUAAUCCAUCUGACCACAGCCGUUUGCUCACCGGCGGAAAUGACCGCAAUGCCACUGUUUUCAAUAAAGAUACUGAACAGGUGGUAGCAAUUCUCAAAGGGCAUACAAAGAAGGUGACGCGCGUGAUUUAUCAUCCUGACGAAGACACGGUCAUUACGGCUUCGCCGGACCACACUAUCCGUGUUUGGAAUGUGCCAACCUCACAGACGACAGUGUUGCUCCGUUCACACGACGGUCCAGUAACCGGUCUGUCGCUUCACCCAACGGGCGAUUAUGUGCUAUCUACUUCUUCAGAUCAGCACUGGGCUUUCUCAGACAUUCGCACCGGUGCUUUGCUUACGAAGGUUAGCGACUCAUCGGGAGUAAGCUUAACCACAGCCCAAUUUCACCCUGAUGGUUUGAUCUUUGGAACUGGAACUGAGAACUCUCAGGUAAAGAUUUGGGAUUUGAAAGAGCAGAGCAAUGUAGCAAACUUUCCUGGACACGUGGGACCGGUCACUUCUAUAUCAUUCUCGGAGAACGGCUACUACUUAGCCACGGCCGCUGAAGAUGCCUGCGUAAAGCUUUGGGAUUUGAGGAAAUUAAAGAACUUCAAGACUAUUCAACUUGACGAGGGAUAUGCUAUUAAGGAGCUGUGUUUCGAUGGCAGCGGAACAUACCUAGCCGUAGCUGGGUCGGAUGUCCGCGUGUACUUGUGCCGUCAGUGGCAGGAGCUGAAGGUGUUUAAUGACCACACCGCAGCCGCCACCGGAGUACGUUUUGGACACAACUCACAUUAUCUAGCUUCCACCAGCAUGGACCGUACUCUCAAAAUAUAUGGAAUAGAAUAG